Molecule: messenger RNA, 4497 nt
Organism: Psilocybe cubensis
Lineage: Eukaryota; Fungi; Basidiomycota; Agaricomycetes; Agaricales; Agrocybaceae
Exons: 15
Coding region: 1-4497 (1498 amino acids)
Biological process (GO): transmembrane transport; lipid transport
Cellular component (GO): membrane; intracellular membrane-bounded organelle
Molecular function (GO): ATP binding; ABC-type transporter activity; ATP hydrolysis activity
Source: RefSeq, a predicted model, not a curated record
AUGGCCAGACUGACGUCCAACUUUACACCUUCUCAACUGAGCGCUGUGCACAAAGUCGAUACCAUGGCGGAUAUUGUGGCUAGUUGCCGCCAAAAUUUCAAUGGACUUUCAGCAUGCUACGCCGGAGUCAGCUUUAACGAUGUCUCGAUAUCUCACUUUCAAUCCAAUCCUCUCAAUUAUACAAUUGUGGCUGAUGCAGGAUUGAUCCACAUCGAUGUUGAACAUCACACCGGAGACAUUGAGAACCGUAUUCUACCUCUUCAGUGGGCAAUUGACAAGGCAAUCAUCGAGCUCAGGACCGAUCAAACACAACAGACGCCUCUUCAAUGGCCGUACACCAUGCAAUCUAAUAAGGACCAAACAAGGCUUAUUCGGCUUAGUUAUACUAGAGGGAUCCGGGAAAUAAUUGUGCUAGCUUUCUUUCUUGCGUUCUCUGCCAUCUCGUACCAAAUUCCGGGUUCUGUAGCAAAUGAACGUGCCUUACUUAUUACCGGGCACAUGAAGGCAAUGGGACUCUAUGACUCCGCACGAAUACUUUCAUGGCACGUCGGUAUCUCGAUCACCUACCUUCCUGGCUGGAUUAUCGUCGGAUUAUUGUGGAAGUUCCGGAUCUUCGUCGAAACAAGCGCCUUUUUAAUCGUGUUUGUACACGUCCUUCUUGGGCUAGUUUUAGCAAGCUGGUCGCUCUUCGUAGCAGCGCCGUUUGGGACAAGUCCGCAGCUCGCCGCUGUUGUGACCACCUUCUUGAGCGUUGCCGUCGCGGUGAUUGGCCAAACGCUCAACACCGCUCGACCAUUGGUUACUAUACUAUACUCCGCUUUGUUCCCUCCUUCCUUCUACAUUUUUGCUAUGAAAGCCAUUUGUGGGUACGAAAAUAACCAGCUCGCAACCAAUCCAUUUAAGGGCGAUCCGGACAGGAAUAUCACUCUUUUCCCAUUCAUUUUUGUCGCGAUUCUCAAUAUAUUCGUUUGGCCGUGCCUCGCCGUCCGCCUUGAAAGGAAGCUGUACGAGACAAUAUCCCCUAAAACAACUGCAAAAAAGCAAGAGGAUGGAUUGGAUUAUAUACCUCCCAACGUCGCUAUAUCCAUUCGCAAUUUGACCAAGGUUUACUCCUCGUCUGUUUUUGCGUCCACGGGGGAUGUCACUGCAGUUUCAAACCUCAGUCUGGACAUUCCCAAGACCGGAAUAUUUGUACUGCUAGGGUCAAAUGGCGCUGGCAAGUCGACGACGUUAUCCAUCCUGGCCGGACUCUCCAGCAUCACAGAAGGAACGGUGACCUUUGAAGGCGGGUUCAAACGGCCUCCUCGCGGUACCAUGGGAAUUGUUCCUCAGAAAAACGUGCUCUUCGAUGAGUUGACGUGUUUGCAGACACUAGAGGUGUGGAGAGCAGUCAAGUGGUCUCACAACACGGACGAACACGAAGACCUGGAACAACUGUUGAUCGACUGCGAUUUGGAGAAGAAAAUCCAUGCCAAUGCGGCGACCCUGUCUGGCGGUCAGAAACGCAAGCUUCAGCUUGCUAUUGGGCUUCUUGGUGGAUCUAAAGUGGUCCUUGUGGACGAAUGCACGUCUGGAGUUGACCCCCUGAGCCGUCGAGCUCUGUGGAAAAUCCUCACGGCAUUCCACGAAGAUCGGAGUAUCGUGUUUACAACCCAUUUUCUUGAUGAAGCCGACUUACUGGCGGAUCAAAUUGCCAUACUUGCAGCUCCAGGAAAGGUCGUUGCAUCGGGGACGCCAGUUUCAUUAAAACGCGAUUUUGGCGAUGGAUACUCGGUGCAGGUCUCAUUCAAAUCGCAGAUGAGUCCUUUGGUUUCGGAAUUUGAAUUACUGGAGGGCAUCAAACAAAUCUGUCCUCAAACUUACAUCACAUCGCCAUCUUCCUCGCAAAAAUGUUACCACCUCAGAACGAGAGAUAAUACAUUGAUAGGUCAAGUGCUCGAAUUCCUGGAUACCCAUGUGAACAACAGACAGAUAGAAUCAUACGAUCUUCUGGGAACCACGAUUGAAGACGUUUUCUUGGAUGUCAUGAGCGAAAACGAUGCAAACAAGAAAGGUUCAUUCGACGGAACUACAUCAUCGAUAUAUGCCCCAGAAGAUCUCUCACCCGACACUCCUCUUCUCGAAAAACUUCCAGGCGGUAUCGGUUUAACGAAUGGAAGGUCGGUUUCACCAUUCCGACAGGCAUUCACAGUUUUUCAUAAACGCGCAUUAAUCGCGAAGCGGGCUUGGAUGACACCUUUCCUAGCCAUCUUUAUCACAGUCAUAGGCGCAUGUGUCCCGCUCACAUUCAUCAAAGGGAAAGACCAAUCGUGUACCGUACCAUCAAAGGAUGUCACAUCGAUCCCUCUCUACUUGCCAAAAUCGACUCCGCUUCUUAGUGCUACACUUCCCACACCCGCCCGUGUUGUUUCGUCGCCGCCUAACAUCAUCGAAUCUCUGGGGCAAAUGCCCCUCUUCAUGUUGGAUAUCAUUAAUGUCCCGGACAACGCGUCUUUUGUUGGGAUGAUCACCAGCAAUCAUACAAAUAUCACAUCGGGUGGUGUUUCCGUAGACCAGGCAACCGGGGCAUCGUUGGUAGCUUGGGAAGCCACUUCGCCUGGCAUUCGAGGGCCAUCCAUGUUGAAUCUAGCAACAAAUGUUUUGUUCAACCGUGCCCGAAAGUUGACGGGCAGUGCGAAUGCGGUUCCAAAUAAUAUCUAUGCCAACUAUGCGACUUUCCCGAAGGUUGCUGCUGCCACUCUGGUUUACUUGAAAUGGAUAUUCUUCUUUGGUGCUGUCAUGGCCGUAUAUCCUGCAUUUUUUGCACUCUAUGUAUCGAAAGAACGCCGCUCGUCUGUACAAGCGAUGCAACUUUCAAAUGGUCUUACGAAUCCCGUUGGGAUGUGGUUAGGACAUCUCAUGUUCGAUCUCAUUGCAGCUGUGCUCCUUUCCACUAUAAUUAUCAUAGUUUUUGCGUCUUUUUCUGAGCAAUUUCAUGGUCUUGGACUAUUGUGGGUCGUUUUCCUGCUGUACGGGAUCAGUGGCACCCUGUUCGCAUAUGCACUGUCCUUGAUGGUUGAUUCGGCCCUUGCAGCAUUUGCUAUUGUAGCAUGUUAUCAGUUUAUCACUUUUGUGCUUUAUUUGUCCUCAUACCUCGCCGUGUUUACCUUUGGAAAAAUCACAGAGUCAACCCGUCUGAUCACCAUCAUCCACUUUACUAUAUCAAUUGUGUCUCCAGUCACAAGUGUAGUAUUCUCUACAAAUUUAUUCUCCCUUCUAUGUGAUUCCGGAACGCAGAAUGUUACUACAGCUUCAUUGUUUUCUAUCACACGAUUUGGCGGGCCGAUUCUCUAUCUAAUAAUAUACGCCUUUGUUUCGCUCGGCGUUCUGAUAUAUGUCGAUUCAGGCUCAAAGGUCCGCCACUCAAGACAUAGGAAGAAGUACCUUUUAGGUACUGGUUCCGACACGCUCCCUGGCGCAGACGUUGUUGCGGCUGCAGAAGCGGUUGCAACGUCUGACGACCUCCUCCGUGUCAUCAACCUGUCCAAAUCGUACCAUGGCAAACGAGUGACGGACGAUGUCAGCUUGGGUGUCCCAAGAGACUCUAUCUUUGCACUUUUGGGUCCUAAUGGAGCUGGAAAGACGACCACAUUCAACAUAAUCCGCGGCGAUGUCUACCCAGAUUGCGGGGAUGUUAUUAUUAACGGAGCCUCAAUUGUCAGCGAUCCACGUGGUGCUCGGGCUUCAUUGGGUGUCUGCCCACAGUUUACCGCCAUCGACUCUCAGCUUACUGUACGGGAGCAUCUUAUGAUAUAUGGGCGCUUCAAGGGCCUAAAGAGGGGAGCGGAGCUCAAUCAUAAUAUCAACAUGAUUCUGAAAUCCACUUCCCUGACCAUCUACUCUGAUAGGCUCGCAAGCAAUCUGUCAGGAGGAAAUCAGAGAAAAUUGGCGCUCGCCAUUGCGCUAAUGGGAAACCCCUCUGUCAUUCUCAUCGAUGAAUUUUCAACAGGAGUGGAUCCAAAAAUGAAACGUGAUAUGUGGAAUACGUUGCGAAGGGUGUCAAUAGGCAAAGCCAUUAUCAUCACAACUCACUCCAUGGAGGAAGCAUCUGCGCUGGCCAAUACCGUUGGGAUAUUGGCUAAGCGAAUGCUGGCUAUCGGUACAAUUGAAGACUUAGCCAGUCGUUAUGGAGCUUACGAAGUCCACUUCUCGUGCCGAUCACGACAGGACGUUAUUAGAGCUCGUCAGAUGAUGUCGCGCAUUCCUGGAUCCAAAAAGUCCAACGACGUUGCUACUCGAUUCGAAGUUCCCGUCAAUGGGGAAUUCUCACUGGCACAACUAUUCACCAUUCUGGCUAGCGAGGGAGAUUUCAUGGAAUACACUGUGGAACGAGCGUCAUUGGAAAGCAUCUUUUUGAAAGUUGUUCGAGGCGCUGAACAGAAAGAAAGCCUGUUUCAGUUCAACAUUCCAAGUAACGCCCGUGCUUUUACUCCUCUCAGACGGACAGCAUCCCAAUAA